GGGGGGGGCUUCCUCUUCUCCGGCGAACACACUCAGCGACAACGACACAAACGGAAGUACUACUUGUGUGAUUGGGCGACACCUCUUUGCUAGCUCCGAACUGUCAUGUUGAAGACUGUUUAUCUCUAGUUUGGCAGCUGGAUAAUUUAUUCAGCAUUCAACGGACUUAACUUUCCCCCCGGCACCGAUAUCCCCUUGAUGUGUGCCUAUGAGCUGCGAGACAACAGUGUGACCAGGAACAAGGCUGUCGAUGGGGAAAAUAAGUUGUCCGCCAGCCGUCUCCGAGGAUUUCUCAUCUCGUUUUUUGAGUCAUGGUCUCAGCUUGGUAACUCUGUCAGAAUGACGGGAGUUUCCUUCCAGAUGCGCGCCUCGCUGGAGUGUAUUAAUAUGUGAGUAGAGUGGAGGACCGAGGCCUGGCCCUGCCUGCGCUCUCCUGUUGUGGCCUGGGUUUGGAUACAAGCUCCUGUGCACCGGAUCAGCAGCGUUAAUUACGGCUCGGAGAUUACCCGUGUCUGGCCUGCGCACACACACUGUGAGGACUCAGUUUGGCGUUAUAGAUGCGAGCCGUGUGGAGCCCCUGUGGUGGGAAGAAGACCGGAGCCGAGGCAAACUUGGACACUUUUAAGACAUGAAUGAUCUGCUUCCCAUGUGACAGGCUUUAGAUCACACUGUUCUAUCAACACGGGGAAUCUCAUCCGGAGGGAGGGGGUGCCACCUCUAUCAUGAGGGACAUCUAGGGCCAGCGACUUUUUAUUUAUUGAGGGGGGCGCGGGUUACUUUUUAGUCAAAAGUUUUUAUUCAACAUUGUUGGCAGUAGCACAGUACAGAUAUUCAGACUUGGGUGGCCAUUACUGUACUCUCAUGACAUGCUCUCCGUUAUUAGCCCCGGGCUACAGUAGCCUAAUGGUGUGAAAGCAAGAAAACUCAUUUAGAGGAAGUGGGUCAGAUCCUUGUUGGCAUUAUGAUGAGGAGGCACACCGGAAUGGUUUCUCUACCCACACUUUUAAAGUAGCAGGUGUUGUCAUUUUCACAUUUCCACAGUUUUUAAUAGUUUCAUCCGUCGACAGAUAGCUUGCAUCACUUUUAGGCAGCUUCUGGCGGGUCAUUGAAUGGCUCUUUGCGGCACAACGGCUACAAAUGUUCCAAAAAUGAUGGCUGCUUACAACGGUGGCUCUUCUACAGUAGCUGCCCAUCACCCGCAUCACCACCACCAACUCCAGCACCUUCCGCCUCCCCACAUGCACCACCACCACGCGGGCCAGCAUCACUUGCAGCACCCGGGCUCCGCCGCCGCCGUGCACACGGUGCAACAGCACGGCUCCACGGCUGCUGCAGCUGCUGCAGUGAUGCUCAACCCCGGCCAGCAGCAGCCGUAUUUCCCAUCUCCUGCUCCGGGACAGGCUCCCGGACCGGCGGCUCCCGCCCAGGUUCAGGCAGCCGCUGCUGGGAAAGUUCACCACCACCAACACCAGCAGCAGCAGCAGCACCACCAUCAGCAGCAGCAGCAGCAGCACACGCUCCACCUGCAGCCGCAGCUCGAAAUAGAGCCUGACAGGCCCAUCGGCUAUGGAGCGUUUGGGGUUGUUUGGUCAGUGACAGACCCCAGAGAUGGAAAGCGAGUUGCCCUCAAAAAAAUGCCGAAUGUCUUCCAAAACCUUGUUUCUUGCAAGAGGGUGUUUCGGGAGCUGAAGAUGCUAUGCUUCUUCAAACAUGAAAAUGUUCUCUCUGCUCUUGACAUAUUACAACCUCCGCACAUUGACUACUUUGAAGAAAUCUAUGUGGUGACUGAACUGAUGCAAAGUGACCUCCAUAAGAUCAUCGUAUCACCACAGCCUCUGAGCUCAGACCACGCCAAAGUGUUUCUAUAUCAGAUUCUACGAGGACUUAAAUACCUUCAUUCUGCUGGCAUCCUACACCGAGACAUCAAACCUGGCAACCUCCUGGUCAACAGCAACUGUGUGCUCAAGAUUUGUGACUUUGGCCUGGCCCGGGUGGAGGAGUCGGAUGAGUCCCGAAACAUGACUCAGGAAGUGGUGACGCAGUACUACCGGGCUCCUGAGAUCCUCAUGGGGAGCCGCCAUUACUCCAACUCCAUCGAUAUCUGGUCUGUGGGCUGCAUCUUCGCCGAGCUGCUGGGGAGACGCAUCCUCUUCCAAGCCCAGAGUCCCAUCCAGCAGCUGGAUCUCAUCACUGACCUGUUGGGGACUCCCUCCAUGGAGGCCAUGAGGACGGCGUGUGAAGGCGCUCGCACACACAUCGUCAGAGGACCCCACAAACAGCCAUCACUUCCUGUCCUGUACACUCUGUCGAGCCAAGCCACGCAUGAGGCCGUGCACCUCCUCUGCAGGAUGCUGGUGUUUGAUCCGUCGAAGAGGAUUUCAGCGAAGGACGCCCUAGCUCACCCUUACCUGGACGAGGGUCGCCUGCGCUACCACACCUGCAUGUGCAAAUGCUGCUAUACAACCUCCACCGGCCGCGUCUACACCAGCGACUUCGAGCCCGUCACUAAUCCUAAAUUUGACGAUGGCUUUGAGAAAAAUCUCAGCUCAGUGAGACAGGUCAAAGAGAUCAUCCAUCAGUUCAUCCUGGAGCAGCAGAAGGGGAGUCGGGUGCCGCUCUGCAUUAACCCUCAGUCAGCUGCUUUCAAGAGCUUCAUCAGCUCCACGGUGGCUCAGCCCUCUGAGAUGCCUCCCUCCCCGCUGGUGUGGGAAUAGCUGCUGCUGUGCGUCCUCACCUUUCCAACACGCUGCUAGAUCGGGAACAGGAACGCGUCGUUACGUCUUCUAUCGUCUGCGUAGCAUUUCACUGGAGAGCAGGACUCGCAGGUCUGCUGAAAUAUGAAACCACGAAGAGAGAUCCACUGAUCACUGCUUUAGAGCGGGUAGAGGAGCUCGGUAUGCAAAUGAAAGCUCUGUAGACCAAAUCAGAAUGUUUUAAACAAACUCUUCUGGUUACUUCCAGGUAGAUUACACUUAUUGUACAUUUGUUUAGUUAUAUAUAUUAAUAUACAUUUAAAAAAAGAUGUCUAUUUUAACAUUUCUGUGAUCACAAAUUCAUUUCCCUACUCAAUCAGGCCACUGAAAACGAAAUCCAAUCUUCAGACAAUCGAUUGUAAUUGUAGGUAGGCUUAAAGCUCCCCGUAUUUUAUAAGAACAUGCACUUGAUAUUUUAACUUAUUAAAAAUUAAUUAUUACAGGCAUGUAACCCCCCUGUAUCCCCAAGUGUUCCCCUGCACAGUUGGCCAUCGUUUUUAACUGAUGUAACAGUUGAUUUGCCAAAGAUCAGGAGCCUCAUGUAUAAAUGCAAGAUGUGGGCAGAUCUGCAAUGUUGGGAUUUAUAACAUUUUAGCCGUCUGAAUUUUGUACGUUUCUACCCGACGUCAGGAGUUCACAAUCUUUAAUGGCUGCAAUUUACUAGUCAAUAAAUCAGGUCUUUUUAUAACCACAUUUUCUUAACCUCAGUGCAACAUGUCAUGUGGUUAAAGAAGGAUAGUGAGGUGAAGGAGGAUUGGUCAGGAUUUAGCAAAAAAACACCGUCACUAGCGAUCAUAGUUCGCCUUUCCGUUUAAUUUGUCGUUAGACGUCCUAAACAUUUAAGCACUUUGGCAAGAUAUGGCAUAAGGUGGAAAAUAUUAUAAAUAAGCACCGUCAUUUAAAUAAUCUGCCAUGAUUCUUUGUUUCCAGAAAUGGCCUGAAGGAAAGUUUUAUCUGAUUCCCACCCUUUUCCGUUAUGAACCCUCCUUAUCAAACAGACAAUUAGAAUCCAUCAGACGCAGAAACCUUCUGUCAUUUCUUUACCGAGCACACCAUAGCGCUAUGGUCUAUUUAGAUCAAUUAUAAGGGAAGAAUAAUAAUAAACUAAAUCGCACACUUAGACAUUUAUUUAUGGUUCUUCUAUAUCUCCAUGAAGAUGAGCGUAUACACAAAUCCACAAAUGUUUGGCAGACAAGGACAGUCAUACAGGAAUAUAAGUGUGUAGUAUACAUGUGUAAGAACAUCAAAUUAAGUACAUGCUAUUUUGCGCAUAAUUAAAGUUUAUACAUGAGGCCCCUAAACAUUUCUAAAUAUUCUCUGUAAUAUUAAGUUGAACCUGGUCCAAUAUGUAAACUUGAAGGGGCAGGUUUAUUUCCAUUGGAAGUAUUGCGUGUUCACAGUGGUCAGUAGAUUAGAUUUUAUGCUAAACUUGUGUGGGGUUUUUAAGAUAAAUAGUCUUUGUUUUUGUUGAAGGAAUUCAGUGUUGAAGGUGAGGGUUUAAAGGCUCAUUUACAUGAAGAACAAUUGAACCUUUCCAUGGACAGGAAACACGUUUUAAAGGGACCACUCUGAAGGAUACCCUCCUACUAUGCCCCGCUUCAAAAACACCUUUCCCCGUGGCACUUGUACUGCUCAUACUCAGCUCAGCACUCGUGUGAUAGUGUAGUUGCUCCAGACAUCUUUAGUGAACUGGGAAAUGUUGAGUACCCCAAAGUUUUAUGAUAGAAAUGUGUAUAUAAAGUACAGGUCUACAGCACAUAGAAGCAGCUGGAUGCCAACUUGAAUGUGUUGGGCAAUUAGCAAAAUUAGCAUAUGUGUUUUAAUUAGCAUGAAUUAACAUCAGCCUAUGGGGACAAUAGUUAGAAAAUGGCUUGACAGAUUUGGACUAUUUUAAAGUGGUUUUGGGGUUAUUCGAGAGCUGAAUUCAUGUUAGACUUUAAUAUAAAAAAUGGCAUUAAUUUUGGGUGGAUUUGAAAGAUAUAUGGGAGAAGAGAAGAAGGAAACUUUAUCGUUCCACAGAGGGGAAAUUUACAUUCUGCGUUUGACCCAUCCUAGUGUUAGGAGCAGUGGGCUGAGAUAUGCACGGUGCCUUGCUCAGGGACACUUUGGUAGCACUUGAUUUUUCAGGGACUUGAACCGGUGACCUUCCCGACUGAAUUCGCCACCACCGAAAGCAGAAAAACUGCCGUUUUUGAUCCUGAAAAUGUCCAAUAUGGAUUCAUCAUCCUCAAUAAUCCCCAUAACCACUCCAACAUUUUCCAAAUCAGCCAAGCAAGGUUUUUUACUAUGGUUUACAUAAGCUAAUAUGCUAAUUGUGCUAAGUGCCCAACAUGAGCAAGUUAGCAUCCGGCAGUUUCUAUGUGCUGGGGGCCCCUGCUAUACAUUUCUAUCAUAGAACUUUGGUGUACUCAACAUUUCCGGGUUCACUAUGCUAGCAACCAGACUUCCUUGCUAAACAGUCCUGUGAGCAAAACUGAUUUUUUGUUAUGAAUGAAUGUGUGCCACCCUCUUGUGUGCCUCCUAACUUCACUGGUUAUCAGUAAGGCAACUAUUAACACACUUGGCCAAACUGAGCUAACUUUACCCCAAAGAAUAGGAAGAGAAAGACUCAGGAAUAAAACCAGAGAGUCCGCACUGAGCUGAAACAUGUAAGCCCUCCCUUGUACCCCGCUACACUUGCUUGAAUUGCUCCGUGUACAAACCACUUAGAUAUUAAGGAUUUAAAACCCCUGCUACCUGUGUGGGAAGAUCCAAGAAAACUUCAGUUUACACCACAAUUUAUUACCCUAAAGCUGCAUUCACAUGAUAUGCUGUAAAACGGCCUGUUCUGUUUCUAUGGAGAAGCGCUUAGGUGGAAGCUCUAGGCAAAAAGGAACCCUUCAUGGUCCCACAGAGCGGACAUUUACAUCCUGCAUUUGACCCAUCCUAGUGUUAGGAGCAGUAGGUACCCAGGGAGCAGUGUGCCUUGCUCAGGGACACCUCUGUAGCACUUGGUCUUUCAGGGUCUUGAACCGGUGACGUUCCAGUUCCCAAGCUGAGUCCCUACGGACAUCGCCACCACGCCCCCCCCCCCAACUACUCUCUUCCAUCUCCGUCGCAGACUUCUUGAAAUGGUCGCAGAGCCCUUCACUCACAGUUCAAUUUUUUCCAAUUUCGACGUGGUUACCACUGACGUUUCAACGUGCAACCAAUCAGAUAAGAGCUGUAUGGAGCGGCACAAGCUAUGACCUAACCCUAGAAGCUAAGCUGCUGAGCUAAGAGAACCCUAGCUAAGAGUAAUUUGAGUAUCAUGUGAAUCCAGCUUAACCCUAACCCUACCGUAUGCCACCCUUCCUGUUUCUUGAGUCAACCGGUCGAUUGUGAAUGAAAAAUGCUUUUUAUUUAUAACUCCCAUAUCUGAUACGUGCCAAGCAGAGGAGCUGCUUUGUGUCGGCAACAGUCCCCAACCGGGUCAUUUUAAUCAGCUCUAUCGAAAGCGAGUUGAAAUUCCAUUGUAACAGAUCAACUGAAGGGGAUAAGGACUAUAUUCUCGUAUUGUUGGGGAGGAAGACGGCUAACGCUAUGUCAAUCAGAUCCAGAUUGUAGAGAAAAUAUAAACUAAAGACUGGUAGCUCAGACAGGACAGUCUUCCUCUGGAACGCUGUAGAACGACACGAAAAACGGGGAACAAUCACUCUCGUGAACAAAAUGUCAAAAUCGAGAAAGCGCACCAAGGUAAAGAAGCAGUUUAAUCUCCAAUAUUAUCAAGAGUUUUCUUCUAUAUGAAUAUAUCAAACAUACUACUGAGCGACUUUUUCCAUUGGAUUGCUUUUAGCUGCUCACCAUAGAAACAAGUAGCACAUGAAUGAUGGCAUGGUCUCAUCUAUACGGGGAUUUUCUAAAUCCACUGCCCCCCUCCCUUCCUCAUACUGUCGCCCCCCCCAAAAAGAGCUUUGAAGUAAAUUAUUUAAUAUAUUUUUCAGAAUUGUUUUCUAUUGCUGUUCUUGUGUUCUACAGCAUGCAUUAUUCCCCACACCUUAAAGUAUGAUGUGUAUAUAUGGUAAAUAUAGAAAACUACACACAAACCUAGAAAACAAAACCACUGUAUAGAAAUUGUAUUAGCCUGCACCUUUGGAGGGCUGUGAAGUUCCUUUUUAUUUUUCAAACUUGCAUACAAAUGUAUAUAUUUUCUUGGUUUUUACCCUGCUACUAGAAGAAUCCUGAGUCGUUUGAUCUGUGUGUACAGCAGAGUUGUAGAUAUAUCUAAGGAGAAGCCUUUUUUUGUUAUUGUUGUUAAUGAUUUCACCACAGCAGCACUGUGUGAAUAUGUAUAUAAAUGAUUCACCGUGUUGGUCUCUACCUCUGAGCUCAAUAUCUUGGCUUUGUUUACCUCCACACCUUUUUGAUUUCACGUGGGGAUGAUUUGAAAACACUUGAAUGUCCAUUCAAGCUUUUAUACUGAUUAAUAUGGACUGCUUCCCCCUGCAAACUUUACCGCACUAUCCAAACAUUCACCUGAAAUUUUAAGAAAUCAUCCAGACGUUUGUAUUACAAAGUACCACCGAUGGCCAAGGGUUCCCUGACUGUUAGUCUAUUUUCACUGUUCGAUAGAGCAGGAGGGCGGGGAGAGCGACGCUCGCCACAGUGGCUGUGUUCAAAGCUCACUGGCAACGAUUCGAUUCAAACAGGACUUAUUUUAGACUCUCAGAUAACAAACUAACUUCUUCUUUUGGCUUAUUGGACGGUGUCUCUUUUUUUGCAGGCUGAACUAUAUAUAUAUUUUUAAUGAAUCAGAAUCCACUAAAUAAUUCACAUUUUAAGUAUGAAUCCUAUGAGGAAUUCACUUUGGAUUUGGCUUUCAAUAUUGCUUUAACCGUGAAUAACAAAAACACAAAGUUUGUAUUUUGAUAUAUUUUUGUUGAAAUGUGUCAUCCCCUCUAUCCCCCCCUUUCAAAUCUUUCUCAUUAUUAAAGCUAAACCAGCCAGAAAAUCUUAAAGCUAUAUAUAGAUAAGUUAAAUGCAUGCUUAUAGAAAAUAUAGGUUAAAAAAGAGGUAUUCGUGCUAUUUCACAACCGAGAGAUGGGUUGGAUAUGAAAACCUUGUAUGAGAAGCUCUAAAAAAAAUAUAUACACACACACACACACACACACACACACACACACACACACACACACACACAGUGUGUUUCCAUUUGUUUGCAGAGCUAGGAUUGGCUGCUUAUUUUCCCAUAACUCACACUAUUCUGCUGCUGUUUGGAGUAAUACUUCUUCCUAGUGUUGGCAGACAUUGGGUCAACACAAAGUUUUAACCCUAGAAAACCAAACAAAACUUCAAUUUGACACAAGGAAAUUAAGAAAACAUCCUCAUCGCUUUCUCCAGGGCGGCAUUUAGAAAAAAAAAGGAAAGUCAGCGUUGUCUGUUUGAAACCACACAUGGAAGUAUUUCCAUGUGUAACUAAACAAUAACAAGUCAUGAUGAUGUUGAGAUCCAACUGAAAAUGUGAUGUAUGAUAUUAGCUUUCAGGUUCAAGUGCCAGGUUUGUUACAAAUACAAAGUAAUUUCAGAAGUGGAUAUAGCGCUGGAUGUCGACCAGAAUGCCCUGACUCUUGAGUACCGGAUCAUCCGGGGUCUGGAACCAUGGAGCAUUCUCACCUUAAUUUCCCUUAGGCCCCGCUUCCAAUCAAACUUUUCAGGUCUGUUGGCAUUAAAAGAAGGUUUAUUCAAGUGUUCGUACUAGGUAGUUGACAUACCGCCAACAAAAUUCGAUUUACAGACUUCCCUCUCCUAAUGUAAGUCAAUGGGAGUAAUGUAAUUAUUGUCACCCAGAUGACGUCAAGGACUGACACAGAAGUUGUAGUACCAACAUUUGGCUACUACGAAAAUUAGCUUUGACAUCCGGCUGACUUUAACGGAGGCUUGCUUAAUAAUGCAGUCUCUAAUAUGCUUCUGUUUUUACAAAUCCCUUUUGCCAAUCAACUGCAAACCACUCCCUCCUAGAAUCCCACACAACGCCAACUGGAUGUGAAGGUGUUUUUUAAUUUCCUUGUGUUUUAUAUGACAGAAAAAUAUUAAAGUGUUUACCUACAUAUUUGGUUUUUCUUAGGUAUCACUCAUUAAACUCGUUAUAGCUCCCUUUUCGAUCAGUCCCUAAUAAUUUGAUUUAUUCAAAUGGAAACAGCUUCACAAGGGAUUUACCACCCCGAACUGUUAUGAAAAAAUAACUGCACCUUGACAUUGGGUAAUAUUCAUCAUUGAGGAUUAUCUCUUAACCAUUCACCAAGGACUCUUCUGAUCCAAAUGAGGUUACAGGACAGAGACAUGCCAUGGGUGUCUAUUGGAAACUCGAUGGGAAUUUUCUCAGGAAUGAACACAGCUAGCAGUGGUACUAGUCCCUCUCCCUCCCCUUGCUGCCUGUAUGAACUCUUUGUGUAGAUAUACUAGUUUCCUAUAUGUUUUAUUUUGUGUUGGAAUGAAGUACUUGAAUCAAAUGAUGCUCAAUUUUGAAAAAUUGUAAAGUAAUAACUGACAAACGUGUGUUAGACUAACCCCAACUCAGCAACUACUGGACUCUUUGGAUUCAUAAUUUGCUGUCUUCUACAAUGUUUGUAUAUUUGAUGUUUUAAUCAGAUGCAUUGUAAUUUGAAUAAAACUUGCAGUAUAUACAGUACAUAGAUGUAUCUAAUAAGCUCUGCGUUCAAGCACUGUAAAUCAAACUUAAUGACUAAAUAUUAGUUGUCAUAUGGGAAGUGUUAGGUACACCUUUAAAGGUUCCAUCAAAAGAAUAAUGGUGAAAACAUUAAAUGUGACAUCUAAAGAUU
Molecule: messenger RNA, 9550 nt
Organism: Eleginops maclovinus (Patagonian blennie)
Lineage: Eukaryota; Metazoa; Chordata; Actinopteri; Perciformes; Eleginopidae
Gene: nlk2
Product: nemo-like kinase, type 2
Exons: 11
Coding region: 1110-2714 (534 amino acids)
Biological process (GO): protein phosphorylation; intracellular signal transduction
Cellular component (GO): nucleus; cytoplasm
Molecular function (GO): ATP binding; MAP kinase activity
Source: RefSeq, a predicted model, not a curated record